Aplosporella prunicola CBS 121167 is the source of this 2171-nucleotide messenger RNA. RefSeq lists its product as uncharacterized. NCBI's taxonomy places the organism in Eukaryota, Fungi, Ascomycota, Dothideomycetes, Botryosphaeriales, Aplosporellaceae. The record is from RefSeq and is a predicted model, not a curated record. The transcript is spliced from 4 exons. The coding region runs from base 279 to 2171 and encodes 630 amino acids.
UAUACCUCUCUUGGGGGAGGAGAUAAAUACCGGGUCUUUCAUCAUCGUCAGUCACUUUUUCCUCAUUCACUGCCAAGCACAUGCACUGUACUAUUCAUUAACAUCUCAUUCUCUCUCCUUCACACUCACCUCGCCAAGUCUACGCACUCACCCUUUAAUCAACCUACCUAAUUUAUAUACCCCCACCGUCCCCCAACUCCAACUCCCCUCCCACUCCGUCUCCCUUCAAACAAACAACCGAAACACCACCUCCAACCAUCCUCACAACCUCCCUCACAAUGGCGUCCCUCAACAGCGGCACCUCCGUCUUCCACGGCAUCCUCGGCCUCUACUGGCGCGACACCUCGGGGUCCCUCAUCGCCGUCGAAGGCCGCCGCACCGCCCACCUUCACUCCCUCUGGCCGCAAAUCUGGAAGCACAUUUCGCGCUCCCCCGGCGGGGACCACCGCCUCGUCCUCCCCAGCCAGCAGGAAGUGAAGUCGUAUUACCUGACCGUGGCCGACGAUGGCAACAACAACAAUGACGAUGUCGACGAAUACGCCGUCCCCGUGCGCCACGACUCGCCCCUCGCGUCGCCGGGUAUCGCGCAGGCCUACCACGUCCGCGAGCUCUUUGACGAGGAGCGGAAGCUCGUCCGCGGCGUGCUGGCUACGGCGACGGAGCCGUCGUCGUUGUCGUCGCUGUCGUCCCCGGGCUCGUCGUACUUCACCUCCCCCGAGUCGUCGAUCACGGACCUGUCAGCGCUCUCGCUCGACAACGACGACGACCACCACCAGACCGAGACUUUUGAAUCGUGGGCGCUGCUGUUCUUCCUGCUUGAGACAAGGCUGCAGCCUUUCCCUGCCGCCACCACGUCCACUCCUACUUCCGAGGCAGCGCAAGCACAAUCCACCGCCGCGCACAUCGCGACCAUCUUCUCCACGACGCUGCGCAACACGGCCGCCCUCGACCAAUGGGCCACAGGCGGCGGGCGCGCGUUCUUCACGUCCCGCGUGCAGGGCUUCGUCGCCGCCAACCAGCCCAUCGAGCUCUGUCUGCCGGCGUUCCCAUGCAAAUCGCCUAACCCGGACAAGGUCGGAGGACGGAUCCCCGACCGCGCGGAGCGCAUCGCGCUGGAUGCUGUGCAGGGCUUUUUGGAGGCCGUCGCGGAGGUGUAUGAACCGGGGUGUACGUUCUGGCUUAUUAGCGAUGGGCAUGUUUUUGCCAACUGCAUCGGCGCCGACGACACGACUGUCGACACGUACGACGCCGACGUCAAGACGCUGUAUCAGCGGCUGCACGGCCGCGCCCCCAGCAACUGCCGCAUUCGGUUCAAGUCUUUGACAGACAUCUUCGGCCCCUCGUCCCCCGCCUUCAGUCUCUUCCACAAUGCCUGGGCAACCUCCACCGCCGCCACAGACCUCGCACACCCCGUCCCGACAGCCCGCACCGCAGACGCAGACUUCUCGCGCGGCCUGCUGAUGCGGCUGUGCGCGAUCGACGCCCGCGCAUUCAGGGCGCUGGUCGAGGCCGGGGACGCCAAGACGCUGGCGCUGUAUAGGGGCAUGUGCAGGUUUAUGGAGACGGAUUUGAGCGCCGUGAGCCAGUGUCGGGGGCUGAGUCGCAAGGCGCUGAAGAGGGUUGCGGCGGGGAGUGCGGGGGAGAUGAUUGGUCGCAAUCACGCGUACUCGAACCUUGUCGAGCUGCUGUUUCCUAACCAUGUGCGGCUGUCUAUUCACGCACACAACAACGCCGGCCCCAAAUUCGGGAUCCGCCUCUUCCCCGCCGCGCGCAACAUCGCCGUCAUCGCAUCGCUCGACGCCGUCGACGAGCCCCAGCCCACAGAAUUCGCGUUCCAGACGCCGACGCCGUGGCAUAAUUGCGUCGUUGAGAUCGUUUCGAGCCCGAGUCCCAACGAGGGCGAGAGUUCCAAGGACGCGGACCCGAGUUCCAAGGACGACGAGGGACCCAGGGACGGCGAAAGAAAGGGGAGUGAGGGAAAGGAAGGUGAGGGUGUGGGUAAGGAAGGUGAGGGGGAAAUGGUAGAAAGGACCUUCAUCGCCCGCUCGGGCGUCGUCAAGAAGGCGCUGCAGGAGGGAGGUGGCUGGGUCGGCGAGUGGGUUGGUGGCGGCGUGUUGGGGGAGGGGCGGUGGCGGGUGCAGAGGCGCGUCCAGAGGCGCGUGGAGUUGUAG